Messenger RNA from Lindgomyces ingoldianus, 1273 nucleotides. RefSeq lists its product as uncharacterized. Lineage: Eukaryota; Fungi; Ascomycota; Dothideomycetes; Pleosporales; Lindgomycetaceae. The transcript has a single exon. Gene Ontology annotation, biological process: regulation of cell cycle. Gene Ontology annotation, cellular component: nucleus. Bases 86 to 1273 code for a protein of 395 amino acids. The record is from RefSeq and is a predicted model, not a curated record.
CUUGCGCACAAAGCCUCACAACUUAUUUGCUGCGGCAGAGUUCUGCUCCCUUCUUCUUGUAGUACUCAACCCUCAUUUUAAUACGAUGUCCACAAAACCCAAAUCUCCAAAUCCCCACCGUGACACACACGCCCUCAUCGAGCUCACAAAAUCCUCCCAAAUCCUCCUCAGCCACUUCCAGUCCUCUCUCACGCCGGUGCCGGCGUCAUUCUCCGCCGUGCCUUCUCACUCCUCAAUCUCGGCGUCUACUUCCGUACCGAACCCCCUCGAUGUCGUGAAAACAACAACUACGCUUCUGAAAUCGCACACGACGACUCUCUCGCUACUCCUCCUAACCCCACCGCUCACUCCCUCGGCACUGAGCAAGAAGAUAGGCGAUGUGUCGUCUGGGGUGCUGAGCGGGAUGGUGGCCGCGGUGUCGGGUGCUCCACAACCCGGGCAACAAGAUGGGCUGGGCGAGGUCAUGCGUGCGGAGCUGAGGGCGCAAGUGCGAAGAGUGCUGGGCGCUUGGGGAGAUGUCCUUGCCCACCUUCUUAAAUUCGUGGAGAGGAGAGAGGGGGUGGAGGGGAAGGGUAAAGGGAAAGACGAGGGUGUCACCGAGUCGGAGAGGCAAAAUAUUCUCGCUUCAACGGGCGUUGUCUGGGAAGCUUGCGAUGCCUUGCUCAAGCUGUGUCAGGAUGGCGUGGUUGGCUUGGUGGUUAAGAAGGCGGAGAGCUGGAGGGCGACAUUGAUGGAUGCUGUUGAGGAACUCAAGGAGUGGGGUGAGAAUGUGGAAGAUGAGGAGGAAGACGGGGAUAAAGCUGAAGGGAGUGAUGGGGGCAGGGGAGAGUUUGGAGAUGAGGACGGGAUAUUCGGCGCGGCAAAUAAAUUGAGCAAGGGGGAUAAGGAGCUCAAGGAAUUGCUGGAUGUGAGCGUGAAGAAGUUGAAGAUGGUGGGCAUGCUGUAUCAGGCGUUGAGUAAGAGGAGGUUGAAGACUUUCCCAGCUGUACCUACAUCGAAGGUUGAGACGAAUGGGGAGGGUACUGUGGCUCUACUUGAUCCCAUGGCCAAGCUUGAUAAACUUAUGGGGAUCCUCAAAUCAAUACCGGAAUGUGCUGACGAAUUGGCGAGCUCUUUUUACAACUUAGAUGAAGAAGAAGCAAGGCAGACGCUCGACACGUGUUGUGGAGAAGCGAAAAUUGCUAUUGAACUGGUCAAGCAGAGCUGGAGUGGGAAAGAUGAUGAGUUCACCACUUGGUCGGAGAAGUGGGUUGGAGCAUUAGAAGUAUCGUGA